Nematolebias whitei (Rio pearlfish) is the source of this 2437-nucleotide messenger RNA. RefSeq names its product HAUS augmin-like complex, subunit 6 (gene haus6). Gene Ontology annotation, biological process: spindle assembly. The record is from RefSeq and is a predicted model, not a curated record. Lineage: Eukaryota; Metazoa; Chordata; Actinopteri; Cyprinodontiformes; Rivulidae. The coding region runs from base 66 to 2432 and encodes 788 amino acids. The transcript has 16 exons. Gene Ontology annotation, cellular component: mitotic spindle microtubule; HAUS complex. Gene Ontology annotation, molecular function: microtubule binding.
CUCGGUUUUUGUUUUGUUUUUACUACAUUUUACUCUCAGGAAUAAAAAAAAAAACGAUCUUAACAAUGGCAAACCCGACACCAAUGCAGAGGAAAAACGGACAGUAUCUGUGGUUUUCUCUGCUCGGCCUGGGGUUUCAACCCGACGCUGCGGCUUCAUCCAUCACCAGCAAAACCAACAUGAAGUAUCUCAACUUGGGACCGAACAUGUUCGACAAACCAAACAAAGACGCCUUUUACAUAGUAACCCAUUUCCUGUUGGAGAAACUCAACCCCGCAAGAUUUCAUGAAACGUACAGGCACUGCUGGCCCGUUUUGAACCACAAAGCAGAUGCGGAGUUCCGCAAACUCACUUGUUCCUGGCUGCGGGAAAUAAUGGAUGACUCUGCAAACGCAGGAUCCAAAGUCGUGGCGUCGUUGUUCCAGUCUCCUGGCGGCCCCAAGUUUAUCAGCUUGAUGCUUCAUUUGGCCAGCUGCGUCAUGCUGCAGGAGAUGAAGACGUUCAACAAAAAUGGCAGCUGGGUCCCUGAAGCAGCAGCGACGCCGGCCUCCUCCGCAGAUGUGGCUGUUAGAAGGUUCAACCUGGUCCGUUCGAGGUUUCUGAAGGCUGCGGUUGAUCAGGACCGUUUUCUCCACGAGUACCAGAAGCGAGCCCAGGGUCUGGUAAAGUCCAUGAGGGACAUUAAAGCAGAAAGUGCCAAAUAUGAUGAACUGCUAAAGCGUUGCAGUCCUGAUUCUGCAGAGGUCGAACCUUCUCGCUCCGAGAAGAUCCGAAAGGUGCGCUCCCUGUGGUCGGACGUUGAAGCGAUGCUGUCGACCAUCAGAGAGGAGCGGAGCGCCAUGGAAACUGUCCUGAAGGGGGACGUGGAACAGAACGUCCUGGACGGAACGGAUCGAGCCCUUCAAAUCCCUCGCUGUCUGCAGGAGAGGAUUGAACAGCUCCCACAUCAGCUCAAUUCAGGGAGUGUGUAUGAAGCCGGCCAGCUGAAGCUCCUCUGCGUGCUGGAGCUGUCGAACCACGCCCUGCAGCUCCUGAAGGAGCAGCGUGCUCGGGUCUCUCCUGCCCCCGAAUCCCGGCCCAGUUCUCAGAACCUGCAGGAGAAGAGUCGCCAUUUGUCCCGGGUGCUGCAGGAGCUCCACCUCAUCAGGCAAAAGCUUUCCAAGGAAGAGCUUCCAGAAAUGAGGAGGUCCGUCAGAGAACUGGAGGCUGAGUGGGACAAGAGGUGGAGCGAAACUCUGAAGGAAACGCCUCUGGUCUCGUUCCUGAAUGAAGAUCCUGCUCUUGAUUUCCUUUCACCCAUGGCUCCUCUGUCUUUCGAACCGGCUGCUGAGGCAUCGUACGUGUUUUCACAGUUUCCUGCAAAACUUCCAGAAGAGAAGCCAGCCGACCGUGAACCAGAGGAAGUCGUAAACACAAGCAGUCUUAGCAUGAACAGUUUCCCGACAGCUGCUGAGGCGCCUGAAGGAGCCGCUGCCAAAGUAUCACAAGUACCGGUAAAUACGUCUCUGGACUGGCUGUUUGACACUCCGCCGUCUCCUCGUCAGAAGCCUCCGCCACAAUUUCAGGCCAGUGUCGGGAAGACAACCCAUCAGAAGAUCGCUCCAUCGAAGCCAAAAACCCAGAUCUUGAACUUGGAGUAUGAAAACCUUGCUGAUCAGUUCGCAGACGCUGUAACUGCAGCCAGUCCUGCAGAGGGCCGAGCUAAACGUGUAGAUCUGGAGAACCUUCUCACCACUCUUCAGAGAGAUCCGUUCUCCGCUAGAAAACAGCUGCCUCGGACCCCGGAGAGCCUGAUUUUGGAGGUGAAAAGCUCCUGGAGAAAAGCGGUUGAAGAAGACGAAGCCACAAAACUUUCCCCGCCGGAUGAGCUGAACGUCGGCUUGACCGAGCCGCUAGACGUGAGCCCCGCCUGCGCCUCGUGGACCUUUGCCUGUACCGACAGCACCUCUAUCCGCCAGCAGGGGGUCGUACAGAAGUCCUCUUUUUUGUGGGACACCUUCCAAACCGAGGUCCUGGACAGCCCGAGUGGCACCGGCAGCAGCGCCGUCCACUUCAGCCUCGACUUGGAAACCCUCCCCGAACUGCCGAGCUGCGACAGUCUGAGCCUUGAGGAUGAAGCCGUGGACAUGAUUAGUGACGAAGAGGGAGGCACCCCUGUCCUGAACUUCAAGGUGUCACCAGUGACCACGCCCUGUCGGGGUCAGAACCAGCAAACGAGCGACGAUGGUUCUCCAAUGGAGAGGACAGCUGAGAGUCUUCUGCUGGAUUACAGAGACAAAGACUGGCUGACGGAGCUCGCAGCGUCAGAAAAACCCCACAAGGUGUUUUCACUGGAUCUGGAUUUACUGGACACACCUUCACCAGAACCGAAACCAGAGUACAGCCUCCCAAAACUCAUCCCCAUCUCCCCUGUAGAUGACAUGAAAUGUUAGCGCUA